Henningerozyma blattae CBS 6284 is the source of this 834-nucleotide messenger RNA. RefSeq names its product nucleotidase (gene SDT1). Gene Ontology annotation, molecular function: nucleotidase activity. Bases 1 to 834 code for a protein of 277 amino acids. Lineage: Eukaryota; Fungi; Ascomycota; Saccharomycetes; Saccharomycetales; Saccharomycetaceae. Gene Ontology annotation, biological process: pyrimidine nucleobase metabolic process; nucleotide catabolic process. The transcript has a single exon. The record is from RefSeq and is a predicted model, not a curated record.
AUGACUAUUGAUAAUGAUGAAUACACAGCUUAUACUAAACGUAUUUAUAAGCAACAUGAAAUAAAUAAAGCACAUCUGGAAUCGUUAACUCAUCCAGGCUCAAAAGUUACUUUCCCAAUAAAUCCAACUUAUCACCCAGUUCCAGAUCCUGACAUGAAAGUUUUUUUUUUCGAUAUUGAUAAUUGCCUAUACAAAAGAUCACUAAAUAUCCAUGAUUUAAUGUAUGAGUUAAUUCUAGAUUAUUUUCAGCAUCAUCUUGAACUAAGUAGGGAAGAUGCAAGAGAUUUAAAUGCUAACUACUAUAAAAAUUAUGGAUUAGCUAUUAGAGGCUUAGUUAAGCAUCAUAACAUUAAUGCGAUUGAUUAUAAUGAUAUGGUUGAUGAUGCAUUACCAUUACAAGAUAUUAUAAAGCCUAACUUAAAAUUAAGACAACUAUUGAUCAAGCUAAGAGAGAGUAAAAGAUUUGACAAGCUCUGGCUUUUUACUAAUGCUUAUAAAAACCAUGCACUAAGAUGCGUUAGAUUACUCGGUAUUGCUGAUAUGUUUGACGGGAUUACAUAUUGUAAUUAUGAGAACUACGAUGCAAUUAUUUGCAAGCCUGAUUCACAAGCUUUUGAAAUCGCAAAAUUACAAUCUGGGCUGGGUGAUUACCGUAAUUGCUGGUUCAUUGAUGAUUCAGGCAAUAAUAUCAAGACUGGGAUUUCAUUAGGGAUGUCAAAAUGUAUUCAUCUAGUAGAGGAUACACCAGACGAAAUCUUAGGUGAAACACCUAAGGGUUCUAUAGUAAUUCGAGACAUUCUUGAUUUGGAAUCUGUGUUAGAUUCGAAAAUUUAA